Gymnodraco acuticeps is the source of this 1774-nucleotide messenger RNA. RefSeq lists its product as uncharacterized. The coding region runs from base 536 to 1774 and encodes 412 amino acids. The record is from RefSeq and is a predicted model, not a curated record. NCBI's taxonomy places the organism in Eukaryota, Metazoa, Chordata, Actinopteri, Perciformes, Bathydraconidae. The transcript has 3 exons.
CUUGUCUACACAGGUUCAGAGAACUGCAGAGACACCAGACGAGACACCAGAAGAGACUCCUGUACGGCCGGGUGAUUGGGUGAGGUUGAAAGUUCACAAAAGAAAGUGGGCUGAACCCAGGUGGACGGGUCCGUGGGAAGUUGUUGAAAGAACUUCACACGCUCUCCGGAUAAAAGGUAAAAAAGGAGCAAAUUGGCACCACCUGACACAUUGUCGCCCUGCACCGGCACCUUCCAGAAAGCUCUUGGAAGUUAGGACUGAUUUGGCAGAGCUGGAACAAAACGAUGAAUAAAAAAUCAAAACAAGAGAUAUUAAGAUAGAAACAGCUCAAAAGACGAAUUGUCUUUAGGUUUUAGAGAUUGGAUACUAAAACGGAAUACCCAUUCUUGUUUUACAUCUGAAACCUAUUUAUUCUAUCACCAAUAUUUUUGUUUUAUUAUUUUUAUUCUAUCAGUCCAAUAUUUUUGUUUUAUUAUUUCUUAUAUACUUUAUUUUUUGUAUUCAUUCAUUUUAAAACUCUCAAACUGAUAUAACCAUGGGUAAAAUUGAUGAAACGCCAUUGAAGAAGUCAGAACAUUUAAGGGGCCCCCUGGGAAUAAGAAUCGUAGUAACAUUGUUAGCUGUGUUCAUCUCAAUUGGCAUUUUCCUGGUUGGGUGGGGGGUACAGCAUCGUGAAGAACCCGAAUCCAUUCGAGCCCUCGUAGAAAAUGCCAAUAUCACUAACAAAACUUCAGCUGUGUUUAGGACAUUUCCAUUUACCCCCAGAGCCAAAAGAUCAGCUGAGAGACUGAAGGAGGGGUUGGAAAUACUCAUCCCCAGAGGUGAAGCGGUUACGGUCAGUCUUGAUGUGUGUGAUGUGGUUGUAUGUGGAGAGCUGCGAGAUAAAACAGGCCAUGACGUUUAUGGGUGCAUUCAUGCUUGGGGACGGCCAGAUGAUAAUUCAUGGUGUCCCGGUUCAGAGAAGGUAUACUGGAGUGCAAGGGCAGAAGGUAAUAACAAUCCCCCUGGUUUGGCGUUUAGGUCUCAGCUAUCUUUUUCCAAAGGUCGCCAUAGUGGAGAUAUGAGCAAACACAAUCCAAUAAUAAUUGCUUUUAAAAGCGCACUCACUCCCCAUUUCAAGAAACAGGGAGACGUCACUGCAUUCCAUUUACUGAUGGGGAUAGAAGUUCCUGGAAAAGACCCAAUGGGAUCAAUUUUAGUGAAGAUAAUUGACCCACCAGCAGAUGUAAUCCCUGAUCUCGCCCCAAAAUAUACUGAAUCACCCUUUAAACCAGAACCAGAAAUACCCCCUGCUAAAUCUGUGAACAAUCCACUGGUCACCUAUCUGAGUACGACCUCUAUACAGAAAGUCAUAGCAGUGGAAACAGGAUACGAGGACACGAAUUCUUGGUUAGACUGGGUUGUUUAUUCUGUUAAGCAGAGCAAGAUGGCGGACUGUCUGGCCUGUGCGGCUGCCCGACCAAGUUUAGGAACAGUGCCAUUUCCAUUUAACGCCCACAAUGAUCCAAGAGGACAACUCUGUAUGUACAAACUCUAUGGACAAAAAUCCCCAGCAGAUUGUGUCGACAUUGCACAAAAGUAUCCAGUGGUAAAAAUAAAUGACAUUCCACCUGACUUCACGUCUUACGAGGGACUGUAUGACUGCAUCACAAGGGACUACCUAAAAGGAUUGGACAGGGACCUGUGCACUGGUACAGCUAGUGAUGCCUUUUUAUGCAGUACCAAUGACGGCCGAGCAACUGAUAAACAUGGCAGUCCAACCCAAAGCAACUAG